AUGAUUCAUCCUAUACAGACUGCGGUGGUAAAUCGUGAUGGUUCGGUGGUGUUCUGCGUCAUCAAGAAUAUGAUUCAAGUGUUUCGAUGGGAUCAGACCAAAAGCGAGUUCGUUGCAGCCGGACAGUGGGUUGAUGACGAGGAUAGUUCGAACGCCAUCAAGAAAAAAGUCUCGGAAGAGCAACAGCGUCAAAGAGCCGAAAAUGAGGCCAAAAGACGUAAAAUUGAAGAUGACGCAGCUGAAAGCGAGACUGCCAAAAGGUCUAGGAGGCACAAGGACGCGAAAGUGCCUGUUCCAGGAGCUGGCGCCCCCCCUGUAUAUAAUCACGUCCGCAAUUUGGCCUUGUCGCGCGACGAAAAGCUUCUUUACGCCUGUACGGACUCUGACAAGGCUCUAGUGGUGUUUGCCCUUGACUUUGACAAGGAAAACUGUCUCAUACUUCAAAAACGUCAACCACUACCGAAAAGACCCAACGCAUUGACCACUACUCAAGAUGACAAACAAGUACUUGUUGCCGACAAGUUUGGGGAUGUAUACUCUGUGGACGCACGCGGUUCUGAUGUCGUUGACGUCUCUAAAGGCAAUUUGGAGCCGAUUUUGGGACAUGUUUCGCUGCUCACCGCAGUUGCAAUUGUCUGCGAUGCAGAUGGCAAACAGUUGCUGGUCACAGCAGACAGAGAUGAGCAUAUUAGACUCACGCAUUAUCCUCAAACCUACAUCGUCGACAAAUGGCUAUUUGGCUCGAAACAAUUUGUGUCCACACUUUGUGUUCCCGAAUGGGGGACCAAUCUGCUUUUCAGCGCCGGCGGUGACAACUUCGUGAGUUCAUGGAACUGGCAGUCAGGCGAGCUAGUGGACGCGCUAGACAUCGACGAACUGGUAAACCCCUUCCUAGGUGAUGCUCAGUUGGCCCCCAGCAAGUUUCAAGACGAGAGCAACUCCCUCGUUGAGUAUGCUGUAUCAAAACUAGUCACAUUUUCUAAUUUGCCUUACGUCGCAUUUUUCGUCGAGCAAACAAGAGCGCUAUUCAUUUGCAAAGUUGACCCUCUGGUUGGGAAACUAAUGCUCGUUCAGACAAUUGAAAUGUCACUAAACAUCGUCUCAUUAUCCAGUGCUCUUUCGGCAGAUUCGAUAAUGGUCACUUUAGACCACCGAGACUCCGAGAAUGCUCAUCUUGCUGCGUUUAUAACCUGGGACGGAACCCAGUUUUCUGUCGACGGCGAGAAGAAUAUUAGUUUCCACAACUGCAUUACGGAAAAGCUCCAUGAGGAUCCAGUUGCAAGCACUGAAGCCCAAGAUAUCUAUCCACUGUACAGUGUGGCAACUUUGAGAAAACGCGCAGAAAACUAG
Molecule: messenger RNA, 1350 nt
Organism: Lachancea meyersii CBS 8951
Lineage: Eukaryota; Fungi; Ascomycota; Saccharomycetes; Saccharomycetales; Saccharomycetaceae
Source: the annotation of a GenBank genome assembly